Molecule: messenger RNA, 5467 nt
Organism: Dromiciops gliroides (monito del monte)
Lineage: Eukaryota; Metazoa; Chordata; Mammalia; Microbiotheria; Microbiotheriidae
Gene: MOG
Product: myelin oligodendrocyte glycoprotein
Exons: 8
Coding region: 114-851 (245 amino acids)
Biological process (GO): regulation of cytokine production; T cell receptor signaling pathway
Cellular component (GO): external side of plasma membrane
Molecular function (GO): signaling receptor binding
Source: RefSeq, a predicted model, not a curated record
CUUCUAAAAACAUCCCUUCAGGGUCUCUCAGUGGGCAGAAGGGACAUGUGUCUGAGACUCUGCAUCUUUUUAGUUCCCUAUAUCAUAGUUCUCUGUUUCCAGUGUCAAUAGAGAUGUGGAAUUUACCAGUAUCCUCUUUGCCUGCCUACCUCAUUUCCUUCUUCCUCCUCCUCCAACUUCCUUUCAGCUACUCAGGACAAUUCACAGUGAUAGGACCAGCUCACCCAAUCCGGGCCUUGGUAGGGGAUGAGAUUGAGUUGCCAUGCCGCCUUUCACCUGGUAAGAAUGCAACAGGAAUGGAGGUGGGCUGGUAUCGGCCUCCCUUUUCUCGAGUGGUUCACCUUUACCGAAAUGGGAAGGAUCAAGAUGGAGAGCAGGCACCUGAGUACCGAGGACGAACAACACUGAUGAAGGAGGCCAUAGGAGAAGGGAAGGUCGCCCUAAAGAUCCGGCAUGUGAGAUUCUCUGACGAGGGAGGGUACACCUGCUUCUUCCGAGACCACUCAUACCAAGAAGAGGCGGCAAUGGAACUGAAGGUGGAAGAUCCAUUUUAUUGGAUUAACCCUGGAGUGCUGGUUCUGAUUGCUGUCCUGCCCAUUCUCAUCCUGCAAAUCACCAUUGGCCUUGGUUUUCUCUACAUGCAGCACAGACUGAGAGGCAAACUCCAAGCAGAGAUUGAGAAUCUCCACCGAACUUUUGAUCCCCAUUUCCUGAGAGUGCCCUGCUGGAAGAUAACACUUUUUGUGAUAGUGCCAGUUUUGGGACCCUUCAUUGCCAUGAUCAUCUGUUACAACUGGCUACACCGAAGAUUGGCAGGACAAUUCCUCGAAGAGCUAAAAUACCCUUUUUGAGUGAUGUUGGCCUUCCCUUGAAGCAACAGUGAAGAGGCUGACCACCUUGAUUCUUCACUGGAGGGCAGGUCAAUGGCUGGUCUACAAGAGACAUGCGCUCUCCAGCACUCUUCUCCCUCAGGAUUCCUCACCAACUUGCUGAGGAGAGAAGACAUUCAACAUGACACUUGCAGGGUCCUUUCUGGACCUUGGCCCAAUACAGGAAGGAUUCUUUCUUCUUUCUGUUCUCUGUUCUCCUAACUCCUCUUCUUUUGCUCUAUCCAUCUCUACUUUAUUUCUUUCUGAAGUUUCCUUUUUCUUUCCAUUUCUAUCACUUCCUUUAUUUUCUUUGCUCUUCCUUCAUUUACCAUCCCCCUUCUCUGUCCUCUUCUUGACCCUCCACACCAACUUGACUGCCAUUUUACCACUCCAUCUUUAACCCUCAGAGAUGGAUAGAUACCAUGAUCCACUCUUUAUUCCCCUGGAAGAUACCAGCAUCACAAGAGCAGAGAUAUCAACUCUGCUUCAAGGAGUGACCCAGGCCUCAUCCCUAAGCAGAAAUUCCUAUGGGAUCACAUGCAAAUUAGGGGCCCAAUUAAAUUUAAAUGAACAUUCAUUUCUUUGUUCAAAGAACUAGGGCCUGUGUGUAAUGGGGGAAAAGGGAAGUAACCUCGGAGACCUAGAAGGUGAGGCAGCUGCUGGGUCCUGAGGAGUACAUAUGGGAGAGUCUCAGAUAAGAACUGGGAGAUCAUAUAGAUGGGAAGUCAUCUCAAGAAUCCUAGGCUUUAAGUAGCAGACAGUAGCAGAUUAAUGAUAAAUCAGGGUGCUUGGGGAUUAAAAGUGGCUGAGUUCUGUUUCUCUUCUUUUCUAUACCUCCUCUUUCCAUAUGUAUCCUAUCCUCUAUCUAGUCUUCUUUCUCCCUGCCUCCUCAUCUUUCAUCCUUCUCCUUUAUCAAUCUCUUAUUUAUUUAAACACUAUAUUUAUUGAAUGACUACCACAUGUAAAAGAACUGUGCUAGGUGCUGAUUAAUAAUAAUACCAUCCCCUUUCACUCACCCUGUUCCUUCUUCCUUUGUGUGUCUGUUUCCCUUCCCCUCCUUCAUCCAAACACUGUCCUUUAUCACAUCACAGAAGUCAAAGAAGAUCCAUGCUGAUCAGACAGACAUUCUCAUAAAAAAAAAAAAAAAGUAUCAAUACCUUGGACAGAAAAGGCCACUUACUUAUGAGUCUACUGCUUGCCUUUCCUUAGUCCCCUCCUAUUUGCUUUUAACUGUAUUCCCUUCACUUUUUCUCCACACAUACACUUCAUCCCAUUUGUCCACAGACCAUAGCAAGGAAACUGAUAUUCUCUCCGUGUAUAUCAAGGGAAAAGAACAAAAAAAAAUUUAAGGCACUCAUCCCAAGUUACCCAUGGCAGAAACUGAGAUAUUCUUUCCCACCCACCUCAAGUCCUUAUGAUCCUUCUAAUAGUUGAUGAGGUCUUCCUUCUUGUCAAAGCAAAGACCCAGAUGGGGCAGCAAUAUCUUUUUCUCUCAGCAUGUCCUUUGGUGUUAAAUAAGCUCUGAGAAGCUAAAGUCCCUGUUCUGGGAGUAGCAGUGGAUUUGUCCCUUAUUGCACCGCCCCCCCCUGUGACCACAGAUAUGAGCUCUGGCUAAAACUCUGUUAGGAUAGUUGGGUGGAAGAAAAAGAUCAAUGGGCUAGAAGCUUAAGGGUACCAGGUGUGUGCCUCACCUAGUGAUGUCUCUUUAGCUCUGACAUGUCCUAGAAAUCUUUACCACACUGAGAACAGUUGUGAGUAUGGGUGCAGGAGUGAACCUGACAGGAUGAAUUCAGCCUUAUCACACAGAAGAUGGCAGGAUUUUUUCUGAGAUGUGUACAUUCAUGGCAAUUGAGAUCUGAGGCAUACCAGGAUGACAUCUCACACUGGGAGCAGACAUGGAGCCACUCAUCUGAAUGUGCCUUCCAGUGGCUAUCAAAGUGCCAAUGGCCACUGAAGCACUUGACACAGAUGGAGAGGUGUAAGGGCUCUUCUGUGAGGGGAGGGAGGUGGGAUUCUGGGCAUGAGAGCCUACUGAAUGGGAAGUGGUCUCUGGCUCUACCCUUCCCAAGAACAGAGUCAGCAGUCCCUCUCAUCUUCCCAUAUCAGGGCAUAUAUUUGAAAUUCCAGAUACUUACUUUUGGUUCCUAUAGAGGAGUGAAAGGUAAGGAUAAUCAUUACAAGAUGCCAUGUAAUAACACUCCCAACAUAAACUCUCCACUCUAGCCAAGCCAACCUGCUUCCCAUGCCAUAAUUCAUUAUUCCUACUCCCAUGCCUUGGGUAUGUUAUGCACUCUUAGGUCAGUGCCCAAGUCUAUAUUUUAAGCAUAGUUCCAAACUCACUUUCAAGAGAUCUCCCCAUAUUUUCAACCAUCCCAUCCAUCCACCAAUCAAUAAGUAUUUUCUUUGUCUUACAAAAUCAGUUUGGCCAUCUUUCAUCUUGUACCUCUCAGCUACCGUGUGACAACUUUUCAGUUUUCACAUGUUUCUUCCUUCCCCAAACAGGGAUGUGUGAUUUUUUAAGAUUAAGAAAUGUAUGUCUUCUGCUUUCUAUGAAUCUCAUCAAACACCUACUUUUUUUUUUAGUGCAACAAAUACUGGAUAACCAAUAUUGUUGAAACACAAGCUUUAGAAAUCACCAGAGAGGCCUUCACCCAACUUAUUCAAACCAGAUGUUCUAGUAAUCCUUUAGAAGCACAGAGAUCCCACAGUGUCCCUUGACACUUAGUGCCAGGAAUCCUUGCUCUUUAUUGACACAGUAUUCUUCCUGAUGAGAGCUGCCUUUGGAGUAGAGAGACUUGGGAAAGGGGACUGACCACUGGAUAGACCUUGACUCCCAAGUGAAAAAAAAAGAUGAGCUGGAGACAAGAGCUGAGAAAGCAAGAAGACUCAGAAGCUGGAGAGAGAAAUGUAAUCAUGGAUUACAAACAUAGUGCUGGGGCAGGACAGGGCCAACUUCUGAGAAAAAAGCUGAGAGGCUAUCAGAGAGCCUUCACUAAUCCUUUGCUGCAAUUGCAAGAGGUAAAGCUGAAGCCCCAGGCAUCCACAGCUUGGGGUGAUGCAUACCAGCCAAGGGCUGAUCCAGUGACCUUCCACAUCCUACCAAGGCCACUUUUCCUAGCUAGAAGAAAGUGCAAGCUCAUUCAUCUUAUCUGUUACUUUAAAUUUUGAUUUCAUUUACCUACUAUAAAACUCUGUUGGCCAGCAGAAAUGCUAAGAAAGAACAUUUCUUAUUCCAGGGAGAUGUCAAGUUUGGUUUACACUCAGAAAUUAGGAACUAAUUUAGAACAAAAUGGGAGAAUAUUAUUGACCUGCUAUAAGCCUGGCAAACAAAUUCAGAAUUCAUAUAUGAUUUUGCUGGCUGCUGUUUUUGCCAGUUUAUAAUCUAAAGGUACAUGAACCUGAAACUCAAAUGAUGCAGGGAGAUCUGGCCUCCUAACAGGCCAAUACUGCUGUCUAAAAUUAGCUCCCAAGCCCACAGGUUCAGUCCAACCCAAACUUUCCAUCUCCCUAGAAUAAGGAAUGUUCUUUAUCUAAUCCUUUGUUUUAAUGUCUUAAAUAAACUACACAUGGAUUAGUAUUUCUUCUGGCCAUCCAGCAUCUAAAUGGAAAAUAACAGAUAAGGAUUAAACCAGUUUUUACACUCACUGAAGUAUGGAUAAACAGCUUUACAAGGAGGUGGAAGAAGUCACCUGAUGAGUUUCAGGUGGCUGGAUCUCACCUCCCCUGAGCUACAAAUUACUGGCACUGCCAGUCUUGACUACAGAGUGUACUGUGAUCUCAGCGCAGGAUUAAUGUAUACCUUCUGAUAGGCCCUUCUGAUUCAUCUCUCAGCGAGUGCCCCUGAAAUGCUCCAGCCCUGUGCCUCCUACCAGAAAUCUCAUUCACCUCCCAAGCCACUGUCUCCUUCCUGCUUGCUCCAUUUUCAGGCCUCUGGCUUUUUACUCCUUCUAUCCACAUAUCUUUUUUCCAAAAGUGAGUCAAGAUUAUUUUCUGUCCAGUAGUCAGGCUUCUCCCUCAAAUCUCUCUGCUCUAAAAGCAGGUUACACUUAGGUCUGACCUGAGUUGUCCUUGCUGCUGAAUGAACCUAGUUUUGCACUAUGCUUGAUGAACGACUUAAUACUUCCUAAGUACAAUAGUGGGCACAGGCAGGAUAUACCUAAACAGCUAAGUGGCACAGUGGAUAGAGUGCUGAGCCUGGAGUCAGGAAGAUAUGAGUUCAAAUCUUGCCUCAGAUACUUAUAACUGUGGGACUCUGAGCAAUACCAUCUUCUCCCUCAGUUUCUUCAAUUACAAAAUGGUAAAUAACAUACUUACUUCCCAGGGUUGUUGUGAGGAUUGAAUAACUUAUUUGUAAAGCACUUAGCAUCAUGCUUGGCACAUAGUAAGUACUAUGUAAAUGCUAGUUAUUAUUACUAUUAUUAUCAUUAUAUACACUUGGUGGGUUUUCCUGAAUGACCCUUAAGAUGUUGCUCAGGCAACAGCACCCUAUACAUGGCUCAUGGGCCUGCUUUCUACAAGACUAUAGAAAAGCAGGUUGUCAGUUUAAUAAUUAAUCAUUGAGGGAAAGCUCACUGGUCUUGGUUCAAUAGAGGUCUCGG